AUGCAGAACCAUCACCAGCACUACUUCCAAUCCGAGGAGCGGUACGACGCUCCGGCUGGCGCUCCACCAGCAUACACCAACUAUGCCAGCCCAUCCUACCAAGCCGUCUCCGACUCCAAGCAUAGACACGGCAGGCCAAUCCUCUUCCCUCAGCAGCUGGUCUUCACCUACCGCGUGGGGCGCUCGCACUCGCACCUCGGCGAGGUCAAGGACCAGCCCCUCUCCUCGUCAGGAUCCCGCGCUGGUCCAUGGGCUGGUCCGACAUCGUCCUGCUCAGUGGCACCGACAAGCUCGACGCGCCCCUCGCCUCGGCUGGCGUCGAGAAGGGCAGCAAGACGACCCGCACCGCCCUCAGGGUCAUGCCCCACCGCGGCAGCCGCCUCCAGCAACCCUUCGAGACGAGCAUGGACGGCAACUACAAGUUCAAGCACCACUUCGCCGUCCCCGUUGGCGCCGACGGCCACCUGGAGACCUUCGAGUGGCGCCAGAGCAAGGGUAGGAUGGUCAAGGACCUCGUUGGCGGCUUCCAAUUCGGCCUGAAGCUCGUGCGCCUCCACGGCCCUCCCGCGGCCUCAUCGUCCAGCGCACACACCGGCAGCGACGAUGA
Messenger RNA from Clonostachys rhizophaga, 607 nucleotides. The record is from the annotation of a GenBank genome assembly. Lineage: Eukaryota; Fungi; Ascomycota; Sordariomycetes; Hypocreales; Bionectriaceae.